This is a messenger RNA of Tachysurus vachellii, 1957 nucleotides long. It is a transcript of the gene hadhb, whose product is annotated as hydroxyacyl-CoA dehydrogenase trifunctional multienzyme complex subunit beta. Gene Ontology annotation, biological process: fatty acid beta-oxidation. The transcript is spliced from 16 exons. Gene Ontology annotation, molecular function: acyltransferase activity, transferring groups other than amino-acyl groups. The record is from RefSeq and is a predicted model, not a curated record. The coding region runs from base 126 to 1541 and encodes 471 amino acids. NCBI's taxonomy places the organism in Eukaryota, Metazoa, Chordata, Actinopteri, Siluriformes, Bagridae.
GACGUAAUUUCACUCAGGCAUCAUUUAGACCUACUAAUGUGGGGUCCUCGAGGCUACGUAGGGUUUUUGUAGUCAACUCAGGAAGCAGAAGGAGCUCUGACUUUAUCUGCACACCUUCUGACAGGAUGGCGUCCAUGUUGAUGAAUUCUCUGCGGAUCUUCCCUGUGAACUCCUCCAGGGCUUUUCACUUCACUGCACGAUCUCUCGGCACAUCCGGUUCUCUACAGGCACAAGCUAAAAGUAAGAAGACUUUGGCCAAGCCUGGGGUGAAGAACAUCGUCCUGGUCGAUGGAGUCCGUACACCGUUCCUGCAGUCUGGCACCACAUAUUCUGAUCUGAUGCCUCACGAUCUGGCCAGAGGAGCUUUACAAGGUUUGCUGAACAGAACUAGCAUCCCUAAAGAUGCAGUGGAUUACAUUGUCUAUGGAACCGUCAUACAGGAAGUGAAGACCAGCAACGUGGCCCGAGAGGCUGCUCUGGGUGCCGGGUUCUCCGACAAGAUUCCUGCUCACACUGUUACUAUGGCCUGCAUCUCCUCCAACCAAGCCAUGACUACAGCUGUAGGUCUGAUUGCUGCUGGUCAGUGUGAUACCGUGGUGGCCGGUGGAGUGGAGUUCAUGUCUGAUGUCCCGAUCCGUCACAGCCGCAGGAUGAGGAAGACCAUGCUCUCUCUGAACAAGGCUAAGACUCUUGGUGCACGACUGUCUCUGCUCAGCUCCAUCAGACUCGCUCACCUCACACCCGAGCUCCCAGCAGUAGCAGAGUUCUCCACAGCAGAGACGAUGGGUCACUCAGCAGAUCGCUUGGCCGCAGCGUUUGCCGUGUCUCGGCUCGAGCAGGACGAGUUUGCUUUGCGCUCUCACUCUCUCGCCAAGAAAGCUCAGGAUGAGGGGCUGUUGAGUGACAUCAUCAGCUUCAAUGUGCCAGGGAAGGACAUCAUCUCUAAGGACAACGGUAUUCGUCCCAGCAGCAUGGAGCAGUUGAGCAAACUGAAGCCCGCCUUCAUCAAACCACACGGCACCGUCACUGCAGCUAACUCCUCCUACCUGACUGACGGUGCCUCUGCUGUGCUCAUCAUGUCUGAAGAGAAAGCGCUCGCGAUGGGUUACAAACCCAAAGCCUAUCUCAGAGACUUUGUGUUCGUGUCUCAGGACCCUAAAGACCAGCUCCUGCUCGGCCCCACCUACGCCACGCCGAAGGUCCUGGAGAAAAGCGGCCUGACGCUGGCCGACAUCGACGUGUUCGAGUUCCAUGAGGCUUUCGCUGGUCAGAUUUUGGCGAACAUGAAGGCGAUGGAUUCAGACUGGUUUGCUCAGACCUACAUGGGCAGGAAAACAAAGGUGGGUUCACCUCCCAUGGAGAAGUUUAACCUGUGGGGCGGCUCGCUCUCCAUCGGACACCCUUUCGGAGCCACCGGCUGUCGCCUGGUUACCACGGUAGCACACCGGCUCAAGAAGGAGGGGGGGCAGUAUGGCCUGGUGGCAGCAUGUGCUGCAGGGGGACAGGGACACGCCAUGGUUAUUGAGGCGUAUCCACAGUAGAACAGUAGUAGUACAGACUGCUGCAGCACACACACACACACACACACACACACUAGUACAGAAUGAAUGGCAAAUUGUGUAAAUAAUAGAUAAAUAAAUGUGUACCACAAGGCCUUGAAAGAAAAAAGAAGGAAAGAAAUGAAAGCACUUGUGAAGGUUACAGAUGUGUAACGCAGCUGAGGAAAAUCUUAACACGCUAAGAACACGUGUUUAUUGUAAAGUAACAUGUUUCUACACUUACACUGUUAGAAGCAGAGUGAUCCUGUAGGUAGUUCCUAUUUAAGCUUCACAGUUCUGCUGUUCAUGAACAUGAUCUGACGUUACACUCCUCCAGAAGCUCAUCUGUGCAUGGAUAACGUUUCCAUUGUGUCUUUUUUGUAAUGAUAUUGUCAAAUAAAUAAUCUAAAUAAGUACCA